AUGAAUGUGGACCCUCCUCUCGAAAAUAUUUUCGAGAAUCAAAAACACCCAAAUUUGGAAAGGGCUUUGCUUGUUUGGUUUCGAAAGAUGAGAAGCUUAAACAUUCCAAUUGAUGGAAAUGUACUUAAAGAACAAGCACACUUUUUUGCUUCCAAAUUAAACAUCAAAGAUUUUAAAGCAUCGGAUGGUUGGUUACAGAAAUUUAAAUUUCGGAAUGGUUUGAGUUUCCGGAAAGUGUGUGGUGAAAGUGCAGCAGUAGACACGUCAUCAGCAAAUGAAUGGAAAGAAGAAAAGUUGAAAUUGCUUCUUUCUGAAUACGCUGCAGAUGCUGCAGAUGACGUUUUUAAUGCGGACGAAACGGCUUUGUUUUUUAAGAUUUUGCCAGAAAGAACAUUAGCUUACAAAGGAGAUAAAUGUGUUGGAGGUAAUAAAGCUAAAGAGAGACUUACAGUUUUGAUUGCAGCCAACAUGACUGGGUCACAAAAAUUGCCUCUGCUCUUUAUUGGAAAAUAUCUGAAACCAAGGUGUUUCAAAAAUGUUCAGAAGAUUCCUGCUGCAUAUUAUGCUAAUAAUAAGGCCUGGAUGACUGGCAACAUCUACGAAAAAUGGUUGAGAGAUUUAGAUAACCGUUUUUCAGCAGAGAAGCGCAAAGUUCUCCUAAUCGUGGACAAUUGUACUGCACACAUGGAAGUCACUGGGCUUCAGGCAAUCCGUGUGGAAUAUCUCCCACCAAAUGCAACUGCAGUUUUACAGCCAAUGGAUCAGGGGAUAAUCAAUAGUUUCAAGCGAAAAUAUAAGACAGUGCUCUUGCAAAGAGUAAUCCUUGGCUUGGAAAGGGAACAACCUUAUCAGAUUGAUAUUCUUGGUGCAAUGCAUUUAUCAAUCAGUGCAUGGAAUGAUGUUUUAGAUGAAACAAUUUCUAAAGCCUUUCGACAUGCAGGUUUUAUUAAAGAAACAGACGUAACUGAAGAAAUCCAUGACAAUAGAUCUCACGACGAAGAUGAGGUUCUCAUGCAUGAACUUCGCCGUAGAAAUCCACAGUUGCCAGAACUUUCAUUCGAGGAUUUUUUAAAUGUGGAUUCUAAUGUCAUCUGCACGGAGGAAAUAUCGGAUCACGAUAUUAUUAGCAGCAUAAUCAACGAGAAUGAGAGACUUUCAGAUCCAGAAGAAGAAGAAGAAGAAGAAAAUGAAGUAACACCAAGACCGACUUUAAAACAAGCUGCUGAAUACUUGUCAGAACUUAGACGAUUUUUUGAGGCCAGUGAUAAUUGUGAAAUGCUAACAAAUAUAGAGAAGAUGGAGUCUUGCAUUGUACAAUCUGUUGUUUUAAAACAGACAAAGAUAAGUGAUUAUUUUGUUGCUCAAUGA
This is a messenger RNA of Stegodyphus dumicola, 1368 nucleotides long. RefSeq names its product tigger transposable element-derived protein 6-like. Lineage: Eukaryota; Metazoa; Arthropoda; Arachnida; Araneae; Eresidae. The record is from RefSeq and is a predicted model, not a curated record.